Messenger RNA from Lolium perenne, 1767 nucleotides. Lineage: Eukaryota; Viridiplantae; Streptophyta; Magnoliopsida; Poales; Poaceae. The record is from RefSeq and is a predicted model, not a curated record.
GCUAUGCAUAUGGCAAAAUGGAAUGGGAUGGCAGCCAAGUCAUUCUUUACUUUACUUUUUCCUUUCUCUCAAUACCAUUCUUUACUUGACUUUGUCUAAAGGCUGCAGAUCGAUGAUGCCUUACAUGAAGGUGACGAUCCCGUGUAGGGACCCUCAUGCAGAUGGUGCAUUCUUUCCUGAAGAAACGUAUAGAUGCUACGCAGUCCAACAAACGAUCUAUCGCCCUCUACAAAUUACAAUGCAGAAGGGCCAAGGCUGGAUUGGAAUGAAAUGAAGGUCACUCUUCAGGCAAGUAUACUUGAAUUAUCAGCAUUCGGUGCUUCCUCCACCGAUUACGUACACACUUAAGGGAAGAUCACUGUACACCGUAAAGAAAAGCUCAUGGCCCAAAUAAAAACACGUCAGUUGGUCGUCAACCGGCAUGGGAAUAAUCCGUAAAGAUCGCACAUGAUUGGCGCUGAAAGUCUGUGUGCGAUGAGUGUCACUGUCAGCAACCAUAGGAAUAAUCCCUCACGAUUUGAAAUAGCAAAAGGCUUGUGCUUAACUUUGUGAUAAUUUGGAUACACUUAGGUUUGAUUCUAUGCGUGUUGGCUCCACACUUUAUUGACCCCCCACAUGCCACAUUUGCUGACGAUGAAACUACCCUUGGCAUGUGCAUGUCAAUUUAAAGCCGUAAAAGUAUGUAUUUUCAACGUUGAGUUGUUAACAUGGCUCAUGCAGAAAGAAUCGUGUGGAUCAGUUGUUGUCUUUUGCUCAAUAUUCAUUAGGGUUUUGUCUUCCCUCCUCCUAUUCCCGUCGUCUAGAAAUGGGCAAAUAGAUCCUGUGUGACGUCUUUCCUUGCUAUUGGAAAGAAAACGACGUUGUUCGAAGGAAUAGCCCCCAUGCGAUGCUCCUGACGAUGCAAAUAACUAGCAUGCGACACUUCUCUUAAGCAUCAGUAGACAGCUUAUCAACUCAAAUCACAUGGGCUGAGCGGGACCCGCAACUUAUCCACAUCAGCACAUGACACCUCCGAGCGCGGGACCUACCUCUUGUCCACCUCACCGCGAGACCCACAGCUUAUCCACCUCAUUGCAUGGGACCCACAGCUCUCAGCUAGUACAAAACAGAGCCGCCUAGCCCCUGCGCCGGAGCAAUCCCCGAUCGCUGCAUCCUCCUCUGCAUCCUCUCCUCCCCCCUUCUUCUCCGACGACGACGAACGGCAACACCGAUAGACGAUGUCGAGCUCCUCUUCCGCCUCCUAGCUCAAAUGGCCACGCUACGGUCCAGUGCCGUUGGGCAGCUGCCCUGAUUGCCCACGGACGGUGCCCCUGAAGAGGCUGGUCACCAUGAGCGACAAGAAUGGCAACGCCGGGCGUGAGUUUGUCAAAUGCGAGAGCAAAGCAGAGCCUGGGAAGGAUCUGGCGAAAUGCACGCAUUUUGAGUGGAUUGAUGAGUACAUCAGGAGGAUUGAGAUGGAGGGCGCAAUCCUGGGGUUCAAUUUGCCGUCGGCGGUGGAGCAAUUGGGAUCUGCUGCUACGGUGGGGAAAUCGGAAGGGGUUGCGGAAGAGAUGGCGGUGAAGGAGUUGAAGAAGAUCAACAAGCAGGUAGUGAAACUUGUCAAUUUGAAAAAGCAGGAUAGUUUGAUGGCCGGGCUAUUUUAUUUUUGUGUAAUUUCUCUUAGCUUUGUUUAUCUCUUGAUCAUUAGCCGUUAGACAAAGCAAUCCGUGUUCACUUAACAAUUUCCAUGCUUCGUAAUAGUAAUGAGAUGGAUCUUAUGCUUUGCAA